AUGAAGAGCCUGAAGGCCAAGUUCAAGAAGGCAGAUCCCCGGCCCCCGCCCGGGCGGCGAUGCCGGAGCGCUCCGGGCUCGGGGGUGCCCGUGCUGGCCGGGGCGGGAGGCGGGGGGCGCAUGGCGUCCUCCCGCCGCCUCCUGCUCAGCACCAUGAAGCAGAUCUGCUUUUGUGCCGCCGCCUCCUUCGCGAGCCAGGACUGGACCAAGAACGACGAGAAGCUGCUGCAGGCUGUGGACUACAACGAUGCCGGGCGGGUCACGUCGCUCCUGCUCCGCAAGGGCCUGGUGCCCACCAAGCUGGACUCGGAGGGCAAAUCCGCGUUCCACCUGGCUGCCACGCGGGGCAACGUGGACUGCCUGGAAGCAAUGCUGGCCCAUGGCGUGGAUGCCAUGACCAAGGACAGCUCGGGUUACACUGCCCUGCACUUGGCCUCCAAGCACGGGCACCCUCAGUGUGUCAGCAAACUGCUGCAGGCCUCCUGCCCCGUUGACGUGGCUGAUGGCAGUGGCCGGACGGCGCUGCACCUGGCGGCUGCCAGCGGCUGCAUCUCCUGCUCCGAGAUCCUCUGUGACUUCAAGGCUCCCUUGAACAGCAAGGACAAGGACGGCUCCACGCCGCUGAUCCUGGCUGCCAAGAUGAGCCACUCGGAGCUGUGCCGGUACCUGCUGCACCGCGGGGCCGCCGUCAACUGCCGGGACCUGCAGGGCAGGACAGCCCUGAUGCUGGCCUGCGAGAGCGGCAGCGUGGACACCGUGGAGGUGCUGGUCAGCGCCGGUGCCCGCGUGGGCGUGGUGGACGCCACUGGCCACGAUGCUGCUCACUACGGGCUGGCCACGGGCAAUGCCCUCAUCCAGCACCUGCUGCAGGAGGCGGCCCAGCGCCGCUCCUGGGCCAGCGAAGAGGAGUCAACUGAGCAGGCGUCGCAGACGUCUUCGCCCAGCCAGUCAUCUGUCAGGGAGAAGAGCAGCACUCCGAGGAAGAGGAAGGCCCCUCUGCCUCCCCUGGGCACGCCCAGCCAGGAGGACCGGGACGCCUAUGAGGAGAUCGUGCGGCUGCGGCAGGAGAGGGCCCAGUUCCUGCAGAAGAUCCGGGGCUUGGAGCAGCAGGAGAAGCAGAGACGGGAGCGGGCAGAGCUGGAUGAGGCCUCCCUGCGCUCCAUGGAGAAACAGAUCCAGGAGCUGCAGGAGCGGCUGGUGACACGGGAUGGGGAGAAGGAGAAGCUGGGCAAGGAGGUGGAGGCUCUGCGGAGCCGCCUAUCCUCGAUGGAGAAUGAGAAGGAGAACACAAGCUAUGACAUUGAGACUCUGCAGGAUGAGGAGGGAGACCCACUUGAGUUCCCAGGAGCAGAGAUGCUGCUCUCCAAGAAGACACUGAGCCCCUCGGCCGAGGAACUGCUGGCCACGCUCCAGGGGCAGGUGCAGUCCCUGACCGUGCAGAACAAGGAGCUGAGGGAGAAAAUCCAGGCACGUCCCCCUCUGUCUGUCUGUCCCUCUGUUCCUUGUCCCCUGGCCCACGGUGGCCUCACGGUCUCUCGGCAGGUGCUGGAGAACUACGAGCGGGACGAGAGCAGCCCCCCUGCCCCGGGGGACAUGGUGCCCGCCAGUCUGUACCAGGCUCUGCAGCGGGAGCUGGAGCGGCUGCGGGCGCAGGGCAGGGAGGCCACGGCACGGGCUGGAGGGGACGGGCAGCGCGUGGCCUCAGAGCCCAGCCCGGAGGGAUCCGCGGGGCCACGUCCCACCGAGGAGCCAGCCUGGGCCUGGGGCGAGUGCAAGGCGGCGCUGGGUGAGCUGGGGGUGCAGACAUCCUCCUCCUCCUCACCCUCCGGCGAGCGGGAGCCAGGUGCUGAGCUGGCGGAGGCACGGGCGGCCCUGAAGCGGGCACAGACCGAGCUGGAGGAGCGGGAGCGGCGGCUGAAGGAGCUGCAGGCCCGGCUGGAGGCUGCGGAGGCCGCGGCCUCGGCGGGAGCCUCUGUGGAGGAGGCGUCGCGGGAGAAGGAAGCGCUGCUGGAGCGCUGCGGGCGCGCCGAGGCUGAGGCGGAGGCGCUGCGGCGGGAGCUGGAGGCGAGGCCGCGGGACACACCGAGAGCUCCGGAGCCGGCGCGGCAGCAGGCGCAGGCCGAGGCGCAGCUGGCAGAGCUCCGGGCCGCGCUGGCGCGCAGGGAGGCCGAGCUGGGCGCGCUGAGGGAUCGGCUGCGGCAGCACGAGGAGGAGGCCCCGGCGUGGCCGCAGCGGGCGCGGCAGACGCGGGCCCUGCGGGAGCGCCUGGCACAGCUGGAGGCCACGGCCGACACCAAGGCCCGCGAGGCCGCCCGGCUGCAGGCGGAGCUGGCGGCGGCCGUGCCGCGGGCGCAGCACGAGGCGGCCGAGGCCGGGCUGCGGGCGGAGGCGGCGGCGCUGGCGCAGCGGCUGCGGGAGCUGGAGCGGCGGCACGAGAAGACGUGCGAGGAGGUGUUCCGCGUGCAGCGGCAGGCGCUGUUCAUGAAGAGCGAGAGGCAGGCGGCCGAGGACAGGCUGGGUGCCGCGCAGAAGCAGCUGGAGCAGGCCCAGGACGAGGCGCGGCGGCUGCGGGAGCUCCACGGACACGCCGAGGACGCAGCACGGCUGGUCAGGGAGAGGGACAGGAAGAUCACGGAGCUCUCCAAAGAGGUUUUCAGGCUGAAGGAAGCCCUGAACGCCCUCCCUGAGUCAGGGGAGCCCCCCCAAUCCCCACCCAACACGGCCGCGCUCCAGGCGCGGAUCCGGGUGCUGGAGGAGAAGCUGGAGGAGACAGAGACGAGGCACAGCAAGGUGGUGACACUCUACCGGAGCCACCUGCUCUAUGCUGUGCAGGGCCACAUGGACGAGGACGUGCAGAGACUCCUGUGCCAGAUCCUGAGGAUGCAGCGGCUGCAGGAGCAGGGCAGAUGAGCCCCUGCCAGCACGGGUGGCACAGGGACGGGUGGACAGGUGCCUGGGCAGCCCUGCUGAGUCUCCUGCCAUGAGGUGGCUUUGGGUCGUGGCUUUGGUGGCACCUGCCUACACUGUCCCCUACAAUGGCACAGCAGGGAGCACUGG
Serinus canaria (Common canary) is the source of this 3057-nucleotide messenger RNA. It is a transcript of the gene ANKRD24, whose product is annotated as ankyrin repeat domain 24. The transcript has 21 exons. NCBI's taxonomy places the organism in Eukaryota, Metazoa, Chordata, Aves, Passeriformes, Fringillidae. Gene Ontology annotation, molecular function: actin binding. The record is from RefSeq and is a predicted model, not a curated record. Bases 1 to 2910 code for a protein of 969 amino acids.